Messenger RNA from Colletotrichum chrysophilum, 987 nucleotides. RefSeq lists its product as uncharacterized. The transcript has 2 exons. The coding region runs from base 1 to 987 and encodes 328 amino acids. Lineage: Eukaryota; Fungi; Ascomycota; Sordariomycetes; Glomerellales; Glomerellaceae. The record is from RefSeq and is a predicted model, not a curated record.
AUGAGCAUUGUUUCCGCCAGCGACAGCGGCAGCAGCAGCAAUCCAACUGAUGUCUCUGCCAGCAACCGCUGUGCUAGCAAGGUCUGCGCAGCACUUGUCGCCAUCCAACGCUACGACGACUCCAUCUUCACCAACCCCAUGCUAGAGAAACUCGGAGUCUACACGACAAAGAACCACGACCAUCCACGGUGGCUACCACAUGCGUCCUCCGUUCCAUCUCCCUAUCUCGACCGCAGCACUGCCGACCACAAUCCAGCCCUGCGUCCCCCCCAGAAGCUGCCUUGGGAAGCAAACCGCACCGCCCUCGAAUGGGCCGCGCAUUUCUCCGAGAUGGCAACCCUCCUGGCGCGACCAACUGCCGACAUCCCCCAGCCGGCUGCAAAACCUCCCCCAGACUCGUCCGCCCGUCCAAGCCCCCUCAAUUGGGAUAACCCGAUGGAGCGAUUGCUCGCCAAGGGAGAGGCGUAUCCAGAUUACCAGACUUGGCGUUGGAAGGCGACGGCCUUGCUUCGGGCGAAAGGUGAAGGCCCCAACGGCUGCAGAUCCGUCGGCUGCAUUGCCUUCGACGACUCCUGCGAUUCGCUCCCUGCACAUCUUCCAUACAGACGAAGCGAGCUUCUCUGCCUGGUCACCCUCGUCUGCCACGCAAUGAGCGGCAAGCCUGUCAAUACACCCAUCGCGGCCACCCUCCUCAUGUUCACAACCACCACGCUCCGAGUUCUCCAGAUGCGAAUCGAUCCAAACGAUCAUGACGGUCCCGACGGUCCCAAUUUGUACAUCACGACGAGGGACACUCUUUCUCUGGACAAGAUCACAUCCGAAGCUGGCCACGGCGAUUGGCUGCAAGUGAUUUCGUGGCUUCGCUUCCGCUUCGCCUCCCACCAAGCUGCGCCUUCGGAGGAGCUUUUCCCCAAGGAUGAGGGGUCGGAGACAGCAAGCGAUUGUGGAGAUGACGGUGGGUCUCCGUCUUCUUCGCGGUCCGGGUAG